Messenger RNA from Numida meleagris (helmeted guineafowl), 1755 nucleotides. It is a transcript of the gene SOWAHD, whose product is annotated as sosondowah ankyrin repeat domain family member D. The coding region runs from base 828 to 1661 and encodes 277 amino acids. The record is from RefSeq and is a predicted model, not a curated record. Gene Ontology annotation, molecular function: protein binding. The transcript has 2 exons. NCBI's taxonomy places the organism in Eukaryota, Metazoa, Chordata, Aves, Galliformes, Numididae.
CUGCACACUUGGGUUAUGGUUGGUGUCUUUUAUUUCUUCUUUUUAAUGGUGAAGCAGAGAGACAGGAUAGUUUUUAAAUCUCGGGGUUGUUCAGAUCGGGAAUUAUGCAAAUUCCUACAGUGGAUAUAACAUGGAAAAAUCAAAUUUGUAUUCAGCUUCUCAAAGGAACCUGCCAUCAUAAAGGCUUGUGUGGGCUCGUGCUGCAGGUGUGGGCUGUUGAGACACACAAACCCAAGGACGGGGUGAGGAGUGGCUGCGGAAGCUUCGGCCCAUCCUGCUCCAUCCGCUGCUGGCGGAGGGCAGUUGUUGAGGAUUUCUCUUUUCAUCUGAUCUAUGCACGGUCAAAUUGUAUGGAUUGUCUUUAGACCAUCCAUUAGUUCCAUGCUUAGCUGAAGCUCUGCUCUCAGCCUUCAAUAUGCCUGCAGUAAAUCUCUUGAUGUCAGUGAACUAGAGUGAGUUCUACCAAAGAGAAGUGAUGAAGCACGCACUUCUGCUUCAGUGUGGAUGCCCUGCUGCUGAAAGUCAAGCGCCUUCUCCUGCUUUGUGGAUAAUGGGCCUGCUUUGUUUCCGUAGCAUCCAGGUGUGAGGUCCUGGACACGCUGUAGGGAGCGCAGGGCAGCAGGCCUGGGAGCUGCGGCCCUGUGGGUUGGAGUGCCCCAACUGCCAGAGGCAGGGAGUGACGUUGGGGCAGCAGUUGGGGCGUGUGUCAGGUGCUGGGGUUCCGCCGUUGCUAGGCAGAGCUGUGUCUGUUAGGGCAGUGUGGAGCAGCUCUUCCUCCAUCCAGUGCAGAGGCCCAAAGUGUGGUGAGCUUGUCAGGAGGCAGUGCCAUGGCCCAGCUGGAGUGGGCAGAGAGCUGGGCGGAGCAAGGAGCAGCUGGUGUUGCCCAGAGAGCUGUCUGCCCCAAGGUCACCCAGCCCAGCAGGGCUGCGGGCAGGCUCUGCAGUGGCCGUGGCAGCAGCUGGAGGAAGGAGCUGAGGGAAAGGCUCCUGCAGAGCAGCAGCCUCAGCUGCUCCAGGCACUUUGCUGCCAUGCGGAUGGCACCCGGUGGCAGCGGCCUCCUGGCAGGGCAGCAAGAGCAGGAGCGGAGCCCCAGGGUGCUGUCGUUCAUCCUGCACCGUGAGUGGCUGCUGGCGGCGGCUGGGGGUGACGCGGGGAACAUCCUGAGGCUGCUGGACCAGGACCCCAGCCUGGUGAACGCGGCAGACCCUGUGACGGGAUUCACCGUCCUGCACUGGCUGGCCAAGCACGGCCAGCAGAAGACCUUCAUCGAGGUCAUCUCCCGCGCCCGGGAGAAGGGCUGUCCCGUCAACGUGAACGUCCGCACGGCCAAGGGUGGGUUCACCCCGCUGAACCUGGCUGCCCAGCAGGGACACGCGUCGCUCAUUGAGGUGCUGGUGAAGGAAUACAAGGCGGAUAGCAGCCUCAGGGAUUACAGCGGGCGCAAGGCCUGGCAGUACCUGCGGGCAGGCACCUCCCGGGAGCUGAUGGAGCUGGCGGGGGCCUUCGCGGUGAAUUCGACCCAGCCUGGCACUCACAGCUGCAACUCUGAGGGAAAGGACCACCAGGAUGUCGUGACUGAGGGAAGAGCCCCGCGCCCCUGGCGACUGUUGUCUGUCCCCAGGCUCAUCAGAAGAGCGUUUCCCUUCUUCCGUAGAUGCUGAAGUGCCUCCUUAGCCCGAGUUCACCUUUCCUUUGGAUUGUUGUUGGUUUAUUAAAUAACAGUUGCUUCUCAGUAAAGUAAAAGCUGUAGUUCCC